Molecule: messenger RNA, 804 nt
Organism: Nakaseomyces glabratus
Lineage: Eukaryota; Fungi; Ascomycota; Saccharomycetes; Saccharomycetales; Saccharomycetaceae
Gene: UTP30
Product: Utp30p
Source: RefSeq, a predicted model, not a curated record
AUGGCACCAUCAUUGUGUGACUCUGCAUUUGCGAGAAAAGGCGUAGAUGCUUUGAUAUCCUAUGCCACUAACCAAGAUUCGAACAAUGAUAUCCAACUUAUUAUCCAUACUGAAAAGAAAUUAGGCAUCAAAAAAGAUUAUAUACCUAGGGUUAUACCGCUGAAACAUAACAAAAUGUCUAAAGUGAAGGAUAUGAGAAUUCUUCUAAUUACAAAAGACCCUGCAAACAAAUAUAGAGACGUUUUGACAAGUAAUGAAUUAACAAGUGAUACAUUCAAAGAAAUCAUUAGCGUAAAGAACUUGAAGAGGAGGUUUCGUGGGAGCAAAUUGACCAGUCUCUACAAAGAAUUUGAUAUGGUGGUUGCUGACUUUAGAGUACAUCAUUUACUUCCAGCUAUAUUAGGUAGUAGGUUCUACCAUAGCAGCAAAAAAACUCCUUACAUGGUUCGAAUAAAUAAGGAAGUUAAGCACAAAGGGGCCAAGAUGGAUGAAACAAUAGACCCAGUAUAUCUGAAGGCGCAGUUGAAAAGUAUAUGCAGAAAUACAUCAUACAUGCCAAAUGAAGACAAUUGUAUUAAUGUCAAGGUAGGGUUCGUUAGUACUCACACUGCUAAACAAAUAUUAGAAAAUAUACAAGAUGUUAUUGAGUUUCUUUCUGAUAAAAACAUGAAGCCAUCUGGUGGUGUUAUAAAAGGUAGUAUAAAAUCACUACAAGUGAAAACAGCUUCUAGUGCAAGUAUACCGAUCUAUCAGUACAACGAAAACAAGGAAAAAAACAUCCCAAACGACCGUUUGGUUCUAUGA